AUGGGUGCGGUUGUCGGGAGGGAAAAUGCCGCCACUUUGUCAUAUGAAAUUAUCAGACAGACUCCUGCAUAUGAAAUACGACAUUAUGAAGCUACCCCAGUAAUAGAGACAGCUUGGGCGGACGACUCGCGACAAACUUUUCUCAGGUUGGCAGAUUACAUUGGGGUGUUUGACAAGCCAGUGAAUGAAGAAGGGAUGAGAAUACCAAUGACAACGCCAGUGGAGUGUUUAAUUGCAGGCAACAGUUUUGAAGGCAUGCGUUUCUUUCCUCCAGAAGAAUCAGCAAGGUCGCGCUCUUCUUUGCCUUCUCCUCUACAUCGAGACGUACAAAUAAAGAAAAUUGAAGAGAGAUAUAUUGCUGCUCACCGCUUUUCAGGAACUGUCGAUUUAAAUACAAAUAUAAAUCGCUCAAUAAUGAAGCAGCAAAUUGUCUUUAUUCUGCGUGCGCUCGUGCGAGACGGCCUAAUAACCUGCAGCAGCAGCAGCAGCAGCAGCAGCAGCACUAGCAGCAGCACCAGCAGCACCAGCACCACCACCCCCAUCACCACCACCAGCACCAGCACCAGCAGCAGCAGCAGCAGCAGCACUGGCGGGGGAGGGGAAGGUGAAAGAGGCAGCAACCCGCACGAUAGAGGAGGCUGCAGUUCAGAUGAUAAUGAGUUAAUUCGGCAGCUAGAAGAAGGUCGAAUAAAAGCAAAAGAAGAAAAUAAACAAAUCGAAUUAACUCUCGCUGUUUAUAAUUCUCCAUUCUGUCUUCCUUUCUUCCGCAGGAAUGAAAUUUGGGAAUAA
Molecule: messenger RNA, 789 nt
Organism: Eimeria acervulina
Lineage: Eukaryota; Apicomplexa; Conoidasida; Eucoccidiorida; Eimeriidae
Exons: 5
Coding region: 1-789 (262 amino acids)
Source: RefSeq, a predicted model, not a curated record